AUGUCUGCGCCAUAUGGCGGCCAGUCGCGGUCGAGCUAUGACAACGACGACAUCACGAGCUUAUACCUGCAAGCCGUAGACACCUUUCACAACGAAGAACAAGAAUUAAAUGGCACACGAACACCUGUAGGCACGUCUGCUCCAGCGGGCACGAGAGAUCAAGGCCAUUACGAGAAUCCAGCACAACAAUCGUCAUACCUGCGAUCACCGCCUCAGCCUGCGCCUCCCAGAACGCCUGGAGGAGGGCGAUCGAGACCGUUGCCUGUUCUUCCGGGAGGAGCAAUGCCUCCAAGACCAGUUAUUCCUCCAAACGUGUACGGUGUUGAUGAGAAGACGCCGCGCUCGUCGACGUCUUCCUAUCAGACGUCGCACACUGGCACUUACCAAACCCAGCUACCACCGCAAAUUUAUCUGGAAACAAAGUCAAACUAUGGUGUAUCGCAUCAUCCCCCGUCGCAAUACUCGCCGCAUCGCUCAAACGAACCAGAGUAUGCUCCGAGUAACAGCAGUCACAACUCUUACCCCCCAGAGAAGAACUAUAAUUAUUACAACUCGAAGGACGAUAGCUACUCAAAGCAGCAGCAGUACUACAGCGAUCAGGGUUCUCGUCCAGAUCCCAAUGCUUAUGGAUACCGUGGAACGUCGCCGAAUUCGACUUCACAUGUAGAUCAUGGGGGCAUGAAUGGAGCAAUGAAGAGCACGAACGUAUCUCAGGGAUAUUCUUCUCACGACAAUUACUAUACUUCCCAGAGCAAUGGCUAUGCAAAUGCAAGAUCUGCACAACCUCCGGCACCUGUGCCUCAGGACGAUCCAGGAUACGAGUUGGGAAUGGGUCUCAUGAGAUCGACCUCGACUUCCUCUUAUGCGUCUGUGGACAGCUUGCUCAGAGAGCCACGGGCGGCAUCGACAGAUGAAUCAAACCUCUUGACGCCAACAUCGUCCAAGCGUAACCCAAUCUUAUACGGACAACCGACCGGGGCAUCAACCGCAGCUCAGAACACAUACUCGAGGGACACUUAUUCCUCGCACAAUAUGUACAACACACCCGCGAUUGUGACGACUGUCAUUGAACCCGGUCAAAGCUCUAGCCGAAGGCACCGCAACUACGAGCGAAUGGCAUCUAUGAAGGCACCGCUCGGACUUCAUGCGGAUGAAGAAGAGGAAGAGGAUGAUGAGGAACUCGAAGAAGAUCGGUUUGUCAAUCUUUCCCUCUUGUCUCACCUGGCAAACCGGCUGCGUGAUCGAGUACCGCGUGGAACGCAUGUCAAAGGCAGCAUCCCCUAUCCCAUGGCGUUUACUGGAAAGGACAUCGUGACGACCAUUCAGACACAGAUCCAGAAAGAGUUUCAGAAUAACAUGGGCUUCCAAGUGACCGAUCGCCGUGCAGCACUCCAAGUUGCUCGCAGUCUUCAAAGUCAACUCUUCUUUUACGAGGUCGAGUGGGGAGGCCGCUUGCUUCAAGAUGGUUUGGAAGACGUAUACAUGUUCUUAGACGAUAAUCCGGGCAGCGAAGGCGCGACUGAGCAGUAUCGUAUGGAGCGAGAAGAGCUACCUACCGGUGUCAUCACGCUCCUUACAAAGUGUUAUGCACCCAGUUGCCAAGAUGGCUCUCCGUGCUACUCAUAUUCGUGCCCUCGGCGUGAAUCUGCAUUCACUCUUGAGAGUCAGCUUGGUGGGACGACGGCUGCCCCUGAGCCCGUAAUCGAUACCCCGUGGGGAGAGCUGGUUGACCAGCAGACCCUCAGCACUUUGCCCGAGUCCGAGGUCAGGCGCCAAACUAUCAUAGCCAAAGUUAUUGGGAAAGAGCAACAAUACGUUCAGGAUCUUGAUCUCAUUGAAACGAUCUUCAUCAAGGAACUUCGACGAGCGAAACCCCCAAUCAUCCGUGGAGAAGAUGAACUGGAAGAAUUCAUCCAGGACGUCUUUGGCAACUUUUACGAGCUUCGCCAAUGCAACAAGCGAUUGUUGGAUGUGAUGCUCGUUCGUCAACGAGAGCAAGGUCCAAUCAUCCAGCGGAUUGGAGACAUUUUCCUUCAAGCUGCUGCCGAGUUUCGCAUGGUUUAUCCGACCUACGUUGGCAAUCUACCAGUCGCAGAGAAGCGAAUCAAAGAAGAGGCGGAAAAUAAUGCCGAGUUUAGGCGCUUCCUCGAACAAAGCGCUCGCGUUGAUGCUCGUGGUCUGGAUAUGAAGCACUUUAUCUAUCGACCGUCAGAGCAUCUCCAGAAAUAUCCAGUGCUGCUCGAGGCCAUAUUCACGGAGACGGCUGAAGGCAAUCCGGAUGCGGAUUUCUUGCGUGAAGCCGAGCAUGCUAUUCGUAAUCUGUCCAGUGUGGCACAACUCCGCACGUUCCAAUCGGCUAUGGGACGAGGUCCGACCGGGAAAUGGGAGUGGCAUGAUGUCGUCCCAAAGGAAAUUCGUGCCAGUGUUGCUAAACAGGAAGGCAAGCGACAAUCCAUCAUUUGGGAGCUCAUCAAAGGUGAAAUGAUCUACGUCAAGGAUCUAGAGACUAUCGAAACGCUCUUCAUUCGGCCGCUUCGCGAAUCGGAAAUCAUCCCAAGAGAUCGUCUGCCAACAUUCCUUCAGGAUGUUUUCCACAAUUUUGCCGAGCUUCACGGUCACCAUCGUCGUAUGCUCGACAGUCUCUACGAAAUUCAGCGAGAGGAGCACCCGUUCAUUCGCAGUAUCACAGCUCCCGUCUUUGAUGCGGCACUAAACUGGCGUGAUGCUUAUCUAGAGUAUAUUCCUCACUAUCCCAUUGCCGCUUUCCGCAUCGACGACGAAAUGGCGAAUAAUGCUUCCUUCAAGGCGUUCAUCGAGCAAUGCACGCGACAUCCAGACUCGAGAAAGCUAGACUUGAAGGCGUUCAUUAACCGUCCCAUCCCGCAGGUGACACCUCCGGGACAUGAUGAUCUAGAGGCCAUUCCAAAUGUUCUCGAGGUCAUAAAGGACCUAGGAAAAGCAACAGAACCUGGCGUCCAAGCUGCAAAACAAAAGGUGGAACUUUGGAGAUAUCAUGCCGACCUCGUAUUCAAGCCUGGCGAAUUUGUUGAUAUGGAUUUAUUGGACGAGACUCGCGUCUUGAUUCAUACCGGGAAACUCCUCAGGCAACCAGAGAAUGGAUUCGAUAUCACAGGCGGAUGGUCGGAAUUGUUCGUACUCUUGUUCGACAACUAUCUCGUCAUGACAAAGCAACGAGAAAAGGACGGCGUGAUAAAGUAUCACGUCAAUCGUCGGCCGAUACCUCUUGAUCUUCUUUCCCUUUUGAGCUUUAAUGAUCCGCCCUCCCAACGCUCCACUGGGCUGCUUCGACCCCGAGCCAGGACAGUACAGUCUAUAGCAGGCGAUCCCAACGCCGCGGCAGGAUCAGCCAACGACGUGAACGACAAUCGAUACGUCUACCCACUUCAAAUUCACCACAAUGGUCGCUCCGGUGGCGUGCAUACCUUCUUCACAGAAACCGCUCAAGCUCGACAAGAGUGGAAGAUGAAGCUCGAAGAAGCGCGUGGACUGAGGAGUGUAGUCCAAGAGUCGAACAAGGUAUUCGAGAUUGAGACUCUUAGCGUCGACACAUUCCUUGUUCCGUCCUUGCAUCAGAACAUGUCCGCUCCGUCCUGGAAUGAGGAAGGCAUGUUUACCGGCAAUGUCACUUGCUCGGUUCCAUUCACAACGAAUGAUGGACGUCAUCUCGUAGCGAUUGGAUGCGCAGAAGGGGUCUGGAUUGGUCUGAGGCAUGACUCAAAAUCAAUGCGGCGAGUAUUGCACCUCAAGCUUGUGACACAAUGUGCUAUGCUGGAAGACUUUGGUAUAUUUUUGGUUCUCGCUGACAAGUCACUAUUUGCCUAUCACAUCGAGGCGCUCGUGCCUUCCACUCCGCCGUCUCCCCACUCUUCGCGUCCACCUCAGAAGCUCAAUGGCAACAAAGAAGUUCAGUUUUUCAGUGUCGGUACCAUGGGCGGGCGCACGCUCAUCAUUUAUAUGAAAAAGAAAGGGUUGGAAAGCGUCUUCCGUGUGCUGGAACCCGUUGUAGAGCACAUCAACGAAAAGGCCAGAGCCCCUGGAGGACUCGGGCGAUUUGCAGGCUUUGGUAAUACUCGCUCCGAGUGGUUCCGCAUCUUCAGGGACUUCUUCCUACCUUGCGAGACGUUUGAUCUCUACUUCCUAAAGGCGAAGAUUGCAAUUUGCUGCACUCGCGGGUUCGAAGUUAUGGACUUGGCAGACUUUAAGAGUGUCACCAUUCCUCAGCGAGAGGAUCCACGUUUGCUGGGCAUGAACAAGCGAUUAGAAACGGCAAUUCCGCUAGGCAUGUUCCGUUCGAGUGAAAAAUUUGGCAUGUAUGUCAACCGACAUGGCGACCCAAGCCGUGCAGUCUUGACGGUCGAAUGGGAAGGGAGCGCGGAAAAGGUGGCUUGUCACCCACCUUAUAUCCUUCUUUUCGACACGCGGUUUAUUGAGAUCCGACAUAUUGAGACGGGCCGACUUGCACAAAUCAUCCCAGGACGGGACGUACGCUGCCUAUGGGAUGGGAGAGGUGGAUCUGCACCUCCUAUCUUGACGCCCGGACCGGACGGGUGGCAAGAAGGUGGUGCACAGGAUGCAAGAGUGCAUGCGACGAUGCGCGCACAGGAAGUGCCCAAUCUCAACGGUCCGAUGCGCACUAGCAGUAAGGGAGUCGCACAGCACGUCUUUGAACUGCUUCCGACAAUUCCUCUAUAUCUACCGGGAAGUCUGGCAUCGCCCUCUCAGUCGACGUAUUUCCCUCAGAGCAACUCGCCGCCACAUUCGCCACGUCUGAAUCCCGCAUGGAGGGGAUAG
Molecule: messenger RNA, 4812 nt
Organism: Serendipita indica DSM 11827
Lineage: Eukaryota; Fungi; Basidiomycota; Agaricomycetes; Sebacinales; Serendipitaceae
Source: the annotation of a GenBank genome assembly